Molecule: messenger RNA, 1410 nt
Organism: Pterocles gutturalis (yellow-throated sandgrouse)
Lineage: Eukaryota; Metazoa; Chordata; Aves; Pterocliformes; Pteroclidae
Product: unconventional myosin-Va-like
Exons: 11
Biological process (GO): actin filament organization; vesicle transport along actin filament
Cellular component (GO): vesicle; myosin complex; actin cytoskeleton
Molecular function (GO): microfilament motor activity; actin filament binding; ATP binding
Source: RefSeq, a predicted model, not a curated record
AUGGAAAGAGAUGAUUUGGACUAUAUGUAUGUUAAAUAUGCCAGGGUUUGGAUCCCUGAUCCAGAGGAGGUCUGGAAGUCAGCAGAACUUCUCAAAGAUUAUAAACCUGGAGAUAAAGUCCUCCAACUUCGACUUGAAGAGGGCAAGGACCUAGAAUAUUGCCUAGAUCCGAAGACGAAGGAGCUCCCGCCCUUGCGAAACCCUGACAUACUUGUUGGUGAAAAUGACCUCACAGCGCUCAGUUAUCUCCAUGAACCUGCUGUUUUACACAACCUCAAAGUUCGAUUUAUAGACUCGAAACUAAUCUAUACCUAUUGUGGUAUCGUGUUAGUGGCCAUAAAUCCUUACGAACAACUGCCUAUCUAUGGCGAAGAUAUCAUCAAUGCCUACAGUGGCCAAAAUAUGGGGGAUAUGGAUCCACAUAUCUUUGCGGUGGCUGAAGAAGCGUAUAAGCAGAUGGCCAGAGAUGAGCGAAAUCAGUCGAUCAUUGUCAGUGGGGAAUCUGGAGCCGGAAAGACUGUCUCUGCUAAGUAUGCCAUGAGGUACUUUGCCACGGUCAGUGGGUCUGCCAGUGAAGCCAACGUUGAGGAGAAAGUCUUGGCCUCCAACCCCAUCAUGGAGUCUAUUGGAAAUGCCAAAACUACAAGGAAUGACAACAGCAGUCGCUUUGGGAAAUACAUUGAAAUUGGUUUUGAUAAGAGGUAUCGAAUCAUUGGUGCUAACAUGAGAACUUACCUCUUGGAAAAAUCAAGAGUGGUGUUUCAGGCAGAAGAGGAGAGAAAUUACCACAUCUUUUACCAACUUUGUGCCUCUGCAGCAUUACCUGAGUUUAAAACUCUGCGUUUAGGAAAUGCGAAUUACUUUCACUAUACAAAGCAAGGUGGAAGCCCUGUGAUUGAUGGUGUUGAUGAUGCUAAAGAAAUGGUAAACACUAGGCAAGCCUGCACUUUGCUAGGGAUUAGUGAUUCCUACCAGAUGGGAAUUUUUCGAAUCCUUGCUGGCAUCCUUCACUUGGGCAAUGUGGAGUUUGCAUCUCGGGAUUCCGACAGUUGCACUAUUCCUCCCAAGCAUGAACCCCUCACCAUCUUCUGUGACCUCAUGGGCGUGGAGUAUGAAGAGAUGGCCCACUGGCUUUGCCAUAGGAAGCUUGCGACUGCCACUGAAACCUACAUCAAGCCAAUUUCUAAACUUCAUGCCAUCAAUGCCAGAGAUGCACUUGCCAAACAUAUCUAUGCUAAUCUCUUUAACUGGAUUGUAGAUCAUGUGAACAAAGCGCUUCACACAACUGUAAAACAGCAUUCUUUCAUUGGAGUGUUGGACAUCUAUGGGUUUGAAACGUUUGAAAUCAACAGCUUUGAACAGUUCUGUAUCAACUACGCCAAUGAAAAACUGCAGCAGCAGUUCAAUAUG